This is a messenger RNA of Rotaria sordida, 4151 nucleotides long. Lineage: Eukaryota; Metazoa; Rotifera; Eurotatoria; Philodinida; Philodinidae. The record is from the annotation of a GenBank genome assembly.
AUGUUAUUCGAAAAUAUAGAAAGUCUCGACAAUUUAUUACUGAACAACAAGUUAUUACGGUAUUACAGAAUGGUGUAAAAAAUUCAUUAAAGGAACAUUUAAUUCGUAAUGAAAAAGAAAUUAAAAAACCAGAAGAAUGGUUGCAAUUUGCAAGAGAAGAAGAAUAUAUACAAAAACGAAUUCAACAAAAAAUUAACGUUCCACAUCAUGAAUCAAAGAAUUUACCAUUUUUUGAACGUACAUUAUCAACUGCAACAAUUCAACCAACGUCAACAAAUAUUCAGUUAUCAAGUCAACAACCAUCUACAUCACGUCAUUAUUAUAAAAAACAACAUCAACAACAAUCAACAUCAACACGUAGUCGAACAUACCCAACACAAAAUAAUUAUAUGACCCUUAACCGAAAUCAAGAAAAUUAUCCAAAAAAGGAAACUCAGCAAUCAACUCCAUCAAAAACAAUAAAUCAUUUAUCUGCAAAUUGCUCAACAUUAGAUAUUAUUGGUGAAAUACCUUUAGAAAUAAAUGUUAAUGGAAUAAAAACAACAAUUAUUGCUGAUGUUACAACAAACCUUGUUACAAAUUUAAUAUUAGGUAGUGAUUGGAUUCAAUCAAAUAAUGUUUAUAUCCUUACACCUGAACAACGAAUUAUGAUCCGAAGUCAAGGUAAAGAAGUAUCAACUCCUUUUGUACAACCACCUCUUCUAAAUUAUCCAGCUACUUUGAUUAACUAUAUUACUUUUCCUCCUUUUUCAGAAAAAAUAGUAGAAGCAAAAGUUCAACCUAACAAUAUGACUGACAUAUUAUUUGAACCAAAUCCUCGGUUAAGAAAUAAAGCAUUAUUUACUGCAAAUGCAUUACUCAAUAUCGAAAAUAGCAAAAUUAGAAUUAGUAUAAUUAAUGCAACUAAUCGACAACAAACGCUUUCCGAAGGAACCAAAUUAGGUAUAGUGACACAAGUAUCUUCUACAAUUGGUGUCACCAUGUCAUCAAAUUAUUUAACAGAACGCAUUCCGGAAGGAAAAGCGUGUAAAGAGCUCAUUCCUGAAGGGAAAGGAGCGAAUAAAUCAAACAAAUUAAAUUUUAAUAAUAUGCUGACUACAACAGUACAUGGAAAACAACACCAAUGUCGUGAAUGUUAUCGAAAUUUUGAUACUGGCAAUGAAUUGUUUAAACACCUUAGAAACAAAUGUUAUCCUGAAGAAAUAAGACAGCAAAUAAACAAAUUAACCGAACAUAUUAGUGAUGAUAAACAACGGGAACACAUUUUAAAAAUUUUAUGGAAAUAUGGAAAAUUAUUUGAUAUUAGAAGACCAUCAAAAAUUGAUAUUGUUUUAAAAAAUGCUAUUGAUACUGGUACACAUCGACCAAUCCAUACUCCACCAUAUAGGAAAUCGAACAAAGAUCAAGAAACCUUAAGAAAAGAAACAGAUAAAUUAUUAAAAAAUGCAAUUAUUGAACAUUCAACAUCACCAUGGUCUUCACCUGUCGUUUUAGUAAAAAAGAAAGAUGGAACAACAAGAUUUUGUGUCGAUUAUCGUCGUUUGAAUCAAAUUACAACGAAAGAUGCUUUUCCUCUACCAAGAAUCGACGAUAUUUAUGACCAAUUAACAAAAGCAACAUAUUUUACAAAAUUUGAUUUCAAAGCAGGUUAUUUUCAAGUACCAUUAGACAAAUCAGAUCGACCAAAAACAGCAUUUUCAACUCGAGAUGGACAUUUUCAAUUUAAAGUAUUACCACAAGGUCUUACUAAUGGACCACCAACAUUCCAACGUAUUGUUAAUCAAAUAUUGGGUCCGAAUAGGUGGAAACAUGUACUCGCCUAUAUCGAUGACAUUAUUAUUUACUCACAAAAUUUUAAUGAACAUUUAAAGCACAUUGAAGAAGUAUGUUCAUUAUUACAGGAAGCAAAUUUUAAAUUAAAUGUUGAAAAAUGUGAAGUUGCAAGACCAGAAAUAUUAUUUCUUGGACAUGUAAUUAAAGCUGGUACUAUUAAACCUGAUCCAAAUAACAUUCGUGGCUUGACUGAUACAAGAGAACCAACAUCAGCUGAAGAAGCAUUUAGAUUCGUCAAAGCAGCAGAAUAUUAUAGGAAAUUUAUUCCAAAAUUUUCCACAAUUGCUGCACCAUUACAUAAAUAUUCUCCAGCAACAUUACAACAACAAAAGUAUAAUAAAAAAUCAACAUUUGAAUUAACUGAUGAAGCUAGAACAGCAUUCCAUCACCUCAAGAAAAUAUUAACAACUGAUCUUAUUCUUGAUCUGCCUGAUGAUACAUUACCAUUUAAAUUACAAACUGAUGCUUCUGGAGAUGGAAUUGGUGCCGUUUUAUUACAAAUUACUGCCAACGGGGAUCGACCACUAGCAUACAUGUCAAAGAAAUUAACAAAAACACAAACUAAUUGGCCAACAAUUGAACAAGAAUGUUAUGCAAUAGUACAAGCAAUAGAAAAAUGGGACAAAUAUCUUCGUGGCCAUGAAUUUAUAUUAGAAACUGAUCAUGAACCGUUAGUUCAUUUUACAAACAAAGAACAAUUAAAUAAAAGAUGUGAACGAUGGCGAUUAAAAUUAGCUGAAUAUCGGUUUAAGGUGAAACACAUACAAGGCAAGAAAAACAAUAUGGCAGAUUAUCUUUCAAGAUCACCAGUCGAAAUAGCUGAAGAAGAUAUUGAAGAACGAACUCAAUAUGAAUCUGCAUCAACACAAACAGAUUUAUCAUUUUCAUCAUUAAAUAAAAAUUUAAUUCCAUUAAAAAUAACAACAGCAGUUACUAGAGCUCAAGCCAAGUUACAACAACAAGCAAUGGCAACACCAUCUAUUAAACCAACAGAUGAAAAAAUGAAUGAGCUCAUCCCACAAGGGAAAGUAGCGAUUGAUGAAGAACCGAUAAUCAAACAAUCAGAUGAAAAUCCAAAUAAGAUCAUCCCAUUUGAUAUGGAUGAUUUAAGAAAACUUCAAGAAGAAGAUAAAACAACUCAAGAAAUAAAAAAGAAUAUCAAGAAUAAAAAACAUUAUUCUAUCGAAGAUGGAAUAUUAUUUAGAAAACAACAACUACCACUUCCAUCUGUACCAUAUGUUCCAGCAGGACGAAUACGUGGUGAUAUAUUAAAAAUUUAUCAUGAUACACCUGCUAAUGGAGCUCACUUUGGACGUGACAAAACAACAAGAAAAAUUCAAGAACGUUAUUACUGGCCAACAAUGAUAGCUGAUAUUAGAAAUCAUAUUAAUUCAUGUUUACCAUGUGCACAAAAUAAUUAUCGUCGUCAAAAAUUACCAGGAAAAUUAAAACCAAUACCACCACCUGAAGGAAUAUGGAAAUUAUUAAGUAUGGAUUUUCAUGGUCCAAUAACUCCAACAUCAAAACAAGGAAACAGAUACAUAAUAUCUCUUACAGAUGUAUUAUCAAAAUUUGUUAUUACAAAAGCCGUUCGAGAUUGUUCAGCAACAACAGCAGUGAAAUUUCUUAGUAAUGAUGUUAUAUUAAAAUAUGGAACCCCAACAUGUAUUUUAACUGAUAAUGGUACUCAUUUUACUUCUCAACUUACGAACAAAUUAUUUGAAAAUCUUGGAGUUACUCAUUUAUAUUCAACAGUAUAUCAUCCACAAACGAAUGGACAAAUCGAACGAUUUAAUGCUACAAUGGAUGGAAAAAUAGCAGCUUUAUGUAAUGAACGACGUACCGACUGGGAUGAAGUAUUACAAUUCGUCACAUUUAAUUAUAAUACAUCAAUACAUGCAACAACAAAGCAAACACCAUUUGAAAUGAUGCAUGGACGACAAGUUACUCUUCCAUUUGAUCAACAAAAAGAAAUUAUUACGCUCACACAAGAUCCAGAGCAUAGUCGAAAAGUUAGAAUAUACCUCGAAAAAUUAGUACAUGAAGCUCGAAACAAUAUUAUCAAAAAUCAACAACAAUACAAAGCUCGAUAUGAUUUACAUAGACAAGAUUUAUUAUUAAAUGUUAAUGAUUUAGUUUUAAUCAAAACAAGAAAUGUUAGAAAUAAAUUUGAUAUACGAUAUGAAGGUCCAUUUAAGAUUAUUAAACAAUUAGGACAUAAAACAUUCAUUGUUCAACAUGUAAAAAAAUUAACAUUAACAAGACAAGUAACAAUGGAUGUUAUCGUUCCGUUGGUGGAACGAUGGAAUUUAAUUUAA